Messenger RNA from Paraphaeosphaeria sporulosa, 996 nucleotides. RefSeq lists its product as uncharacterized. NCBI's taxonomy places the organism in Eukaryota, Fungi, Ascomycota, Dothideomycetes, Pleosporales, Didymosphaeriaceae. Bases 451 to 996 code for a protein of 181 amino acids. The record is from RefSeq and is a predicted model, not a curated record. The transcript has 2 exons.
GUGCGUAGACUCGAGUCUCCUCGAAGUUCAAACUUUGUGACCUUGUGAUAUAACUCAGCAUCGAAAAACACAUCAACACUGACGGGAUGCACGUAAUAUUGGAUAAUGUUGGAUAUUGGCCGGAGACGUGUUCCGAGGAAUGUGGUACUUGAUAGGGGCAAAAACUAUUGAGACAGAGCACAGAGGUAUGCCGAGGAUUGGUUCAAGCGCAGUGUUCGUUUUGUGUGAGGUAUCUGUUUGCAUAAAAAGAGGUGGGUAUCAAUGAUAGUGUACAAUUGCGCUCUUCGUCACAUUUCGCGUCCUUGCAUCUUCAGCUUCGUGCAUAGAUCGGUCGCUCGAUGCGGGAUCUAACUUUGGUCAUCGCAGAGGAAAGUCGUUGCGAGUAUACCAGUUGUGUCGUCCCUGCAUCUUGUGGGCGGCGAAGGCUAAAACCCCAGUGGUCAUUGCGCAAUGGAGGUCCAACCUAGCUCUACGCGCCCGAACGGUGGUGCUGUUGCCUCGCGAGCAUUCUCUCGGUACUCGGCGGUUUUUUCCUUUAUUCGCCCUCGGUUCAAAAAGACGAUGACUGAUGUUCAAAUCUCCGUGUCGAAGUACACCAAGCCUCCUUGCCGAUACCCGCGCCGCGCUCCCGAGCCAAGUCCCCUAUCCCCGGAUACCGGCACCGCCACAGUCCCAGAUAACACGCCCAUCAUGCGCGAAGUCGAAGUAUGUGGCGAUAGCUGUCAUGAUGUUUCAAGGUUUUGUCUUUUCGCCCGCAGCGCCCUCUCUUCCGACAUCGUCAGUACAUUGCUCUGUGUACGCUACCAGACACUGCUCCUGGCACACUUCAAAAUCAUCAGUCAGCACGAAGGUCUCCCGGUCGACGUGCUCUUCUCUGCAUGCUUCCACGCACGGCUCCGCGGCCAUGAAGAGAUCGCAGCAUACACCCUCUCCGAUGUUUUUGUUACAGUAGUUGUCCUUGGGCAAAGCGUGUUGGAGUGUACUUCGCAGGCCUGA